AGAAAUCUUGCAGUGACAUUUCGGUAGAGUAGAAAAAAGUAUGAUUUAAAUUUCGGAAAUUGUGGCUGUGUAAAGACGGUAGAGAACCUUGAAGAAAUAUCAAAAAAAGAAAAAGAAAGGAAACUUGAGUCCAUCCCCGGUACUAGAUCAAGAUGGUGGAGUUCGCUUUUGAUAUUAAGCACCUCUUUCCGCAACCAAUUAUCCGGGUGCAGGAGCAUAACCUACGACCAAAGGUCACUCAAGCAGGUCGUCCAUAUACCCAUCCAUUUAUCGUCCAGCAACGCAGCAGUAAUGGUCAACUGAUGUCGCCUAGCUCCCAGUUGAGUCAGAUACUGGACGUGAUGGGACGACUGUCAGCGAUUGCCCAGGAUUUGCGCCAACCGGUGACCAUUGCCGAGAAGUUAACAUCCGAUCAGGUGGUCUAUCUAAUGGCUGAUAAUAUUUCAGGAAGAUGGGCAGUCUCCGGUCUGCUUAAGGUGGGCACCAAGAACCUGUUCGUAUUCGACAGGGACGGUGCCUGUCGUCGUGCCAAUAAUACACCGGCCAUUCUCGAUUUCUACAUCCAUGAGUCCCGCCAGCGUCGGGGUUUUGGCAAGCAACUCUUUCAGCGCAUGCUUGAGGAUCAGGGUUGGAAAGCUCGCAAGUGCUCCGUGGACCGGCCAUCUGAGAAGCUGCUAGCCUUCUUGGGCAAACACUAUGGCCUGCUGCGUCCCAUUCCGCAGGGCAAUAACUUUGUGAUCUACGAUGGCUUCUUUGAGGAUCCGAAUGCGAAGGCCUCUCCCAAGGCCAUAGACAAAGAGCGCAGCAAAAGCAGAAGUGACGCUCUACGAAAGCCGGUGAUGGACAGCCAAAGGCCAGGGCUAGUAUAUGGAUCAGGGCUAGCAUAUGGAUCAGGGCAAGGACAUGGAUCAGGGCAAGGACUUGGAUCAGGGCAAGGACAUGUAUCAGGGCAAGGACAUGGACCAAGGCAAGGUCAUGGAUCAGGGCUAAGACAUGGACCAGGGCUAGCAUAUGGAUCAGGGCUAGGACAUGAACCAAGGCAAGGACAUGAACCAAGGCAAGGUCAUGUAUCAGGGCAAGGACAUGGAUCAGGGCUAGGACAUGGAUCAGGGCAAAGACAUGGACAUGGACAAGGGCUAGUAUAUGGAUCAGGGCAAGGACAUGGAUCAGGGCAAGGUCAUGGACCAAGGCAAGGUCAUGGAUCAGGGCAAGAACAUGAACCAGGGCAAGGAUAUGGGUCACUAGAGCAACAAUCAGCCAACAGGACAUUCACCAAACUGAGUCCCAAACAACAAAAAGACAUUCUCAGCCAGGGAACGAGCCGACGAUCAUCAAUGCCCUCACCCAGCUGGAAUGGACCACGUGAAGUCGGCAAUACUAACGGGCUAUAAGUAGAGAUCAGAAAAAAAAAAAACUGCAUUCCAAAUGACAUUAACUCGUUUCCCAUUUCGAAGGAGAUGACUCAACACACGAAAAUUCCUGAGUUUUUAUCGUUAGAAACUUUUUAAAGUUUUUCCUAACUUCCUUUCCUUUUUAAUGCAAACAUGAAAAAUAUUGACUUAAUACUGCGCUUUUCACGGCUUAACUAAAUAAAUUCCAUUCUGUAUAUCCACAUU
This is a messenger RNA of Drosophila eugracilis, 1616 nucleotides long. Its product is annotated as alpha-tubulin N-acetyltransferase 1. Gene Ontology annotation, biological process: alpha-tubulin acetylation. The record is from RefSeq and is a predicted model, not a curated record. The transcript has a single exon. Gene Ontology annotation, cellular component: microtubule. The coding region runs from base 153 to 1391 and encodes 412 amino acids. Gene Ontology annotation, molecular function: tubulin N-acetyltransferase activity. Lineage: Eukaryota; Metazoa; Arthropoda; Insecta; Diptera; Drosophilidae.